ACUUUUUUAGUUAAUUUCCCAAUUAUGAAUGGGCUGCUCCUCAACGCUUGAUCCAAACGGGCCGGAAGUGUCGUGGGAGAGCAGGAACAAUCAAAUGUCAAUUAUUAGACUUCUGGUUUCUGAUAAUUCCAUCAUGUCUUCAGGAUUCGUAAUGCAGCGGUUAGUAAGGAUUGCGAGGCUAUCCCGUUCAUCUGCACCUUACUUUUGUGCUUAUGCUUCUUCUUCUAAAUCCACGGCGGCAAAACAGUGUCGUUCUAUUUCAAUUCUCCGAGAAAAUUCCUAUAUCUUGCAGAAAAAGGCCAUUCCUGGAGAAUUUUUGAAAUGGAGUUCGCUUGGUUUCUGUAGAACAUCAAGAUUCGCCACUGGGUUCAAUCCAUUGCAUCCGAAGCCACUUGACUCAAUUAUGGACGUCGAGAGGGCAAAGACCAAAUCUGCUGAGGAACUUUCUGAUAUAUGGAGUGAUUACCACUUGGGAAGAGGUCAUAUUGGUGCAUCAAUGAAAGCAAGUUUAUACCAUCUUUUGGAGCAAAGAUCUCAAAAUUGCCGGUAUUUUGUGAUCCCACUGUGGAGAGGGAAUGGCUACUCGACAAUGUUCGUACAAGUACAGGCACCACACAUCCUCAUAACUGGCCUUGAAGACUACAAGGCUAGAGGAACACAAGCAUCUCCAUACUUCACCAUUUCUUACUACACAGAAUUCGCAGAAAGCAAGGAUCUAGUGCUUGUCCGGGGGGAUGUCGUCUUCACCAGCAAACUCAGUGACUCCGAAGCCAAAUGGCUCUUGGAGAUAGCACACUCCUUUUAUAUGAACGAUACGAGGUACAAACUUGUUGAGACCUUUAACAAAGAAACAAGGAAGUUUGUGUUUGAGGAUGUUUUGCGUGCAUUGGGAAUGCCAAUUUUGUAGUUGAAGCAAGUGUUAACCUCCCCAAUAUCUUAAGUUGAGUUUGGGCUUCAAGAGCAUUGGAUCUUUCUGUGUAUUCACAGUUUUUCAUCGCGGAAAUGUCUGAAAUACCUUGCAGGCUGGGGGUGUAUUACCUGGAGCUUAUUUCAAAAUUAAUGUGAACUCGAGUUUUAGUUAUUAGAGUAACUUGUUUGGGUAAUGCUGAAGAAGGGAGCACUGUAUUGUCUAAUAGUGUUUGACAUUAGUAGUGAGGUAAAUGUACCGGAUUGGAUAUUAAUGAGCUUGAGUUCCGCUUGUGAUUUCAUUUCUGGACCACUCAAGUUUGAUCCAAAUAUUUGUAAUUCAGUUCACAUUAAAAAGUACGAAACACA
Molecule: messenger RNA, 1275 nt
Organism: Cuscuta epithymum
Lineage: Eukaryota; Viridiplantae; Streptophyta; Magnoliopsida; Solanales; Convolvulaceae
Source: the annotation of a GenBank genome assembly